AUGGCCAACAUCCCCGAAGAUUUGAUAGUCGACGUUCUCUCCCGACUUCCAGUGGAAACUCUGCUACGGUUCAGGUGCGUUUCUAAAAGAUGGUGUGCCCUAAUUGACUCCCCUAACUUCCUCAGUUUGAAACUCAAUCAAUCACUCGCAACCAACAAUAACUUCACCCUGAUUUUUGAAAAAAUGAAGGUCGACGGUCUCUAUUCUUUAGGGUUUGACUCUCUUGAUGAUAUCCUAAACCGUGAUGACCAUAAUAUAGUAAAAUUUGACGACCCUUUUCUGAAAGCAGACGAAUUUGAUAUAGUAGGUUCUUGCAAUGGCUUGAUUUGUUUGAUAUCUUUGGAUGUUAAUGAAGUGCUCAUGUUGUUAAACCCAUCCACCAAAACACACCAAAUUUUACCAACUAUGCCACCAUCUUCAGACAUUUGUGACACUGUUCAUGGAUUUGGGUAUGAUCCCGUCAAUGACGAUUACAAGAUUGUAAAUGUGGCCACUUUGUUUGAUGAUGAGGUGAACCCUUUGGGCUCUGAAAUAACAGUUUUUAGUUUGAAAUCGAAUGUAUGGAGAAGGAUUAAUCAUCGUUUCUCUAAUCUCCUUAGACUUGAUAAGCAUGGUGUGUUUUUUAAUGGUGCUUUGCAUUGGGCGGCUAGUCAUCAGCCCGGGUCACAUGAGGAUAAUUAUAUUGCUGCAUUUGAUCUCGGGGUUGAGAAUUUCCGGGAGGUGCAGCUCCCAAAAGAUUUUUGGUCGGUGACUUUGGGAGUUUCGGGUGGAUGCUUGUGGCUGUUUGGUAUUAAUGUUAAUGAUGACGACCAUCUGGAGUUAUGGGUAAUGAAUAAUUACAUGAUGCGGGAGAUGUCGUGGACAAAACAUUCUCUAUCUUUCUUUUCACAUGUGUAUGAAGAUCUUCAUGUUGGCCAACUAGGAAUUCUAGGUUAUUCAAAGGGUACCACCCAAGUUCUCCUCGUACAAAUUAAUUUCAAUCUUUUUUGGUUAGACCUCAAACAGCAAACAGUCGUGGAUCUUGGCUUUCAUUCACGGGGGUUUCGGCCACUUGCAGCAGAGAUUUACAUCGCCAGCCUCGUUAAGCUUCCCUAUGAUCAAGGAACUAAUAUUCGAUCUGUAGUUACUAUUGCAACCUAG
This is a messenger RNA of Cornus florida, 1140 nucleotides long. RefSeq names its product F-box protein CPR1-like. Gene Ontology annotation, molecular function: protein binding. The coding region runs from base 1 to 1140 and encodes 379 amino acids. The transcript is spliced from 2 exons. The record is from RefSeq and is a predicted model, not a curated record. NCBI's taxonomy places the organism in Eukaryota, Viridiplantae, Streptophyta, Magnoliopsida, Cornales, Cornaceae.